AUGAAGAUCAACACCUCGUGGUCGUUGGCGAUCAGCCUUGCCUCGUGGUAUCCAUCAGUCGAUGCUUUUUGGCGUAUGAAUUGUGGUAUUGCCCAACUCGGUCGGAUCGAUCCCAUCAUUAGCCCGGGUAAGGUUUCAGGCCAUACGCAUGUGUUGUCGGGUGCCAUCAAUAUCGACACAACAUCAACAUUCGAUUCUUUGUCUCGGGCAUCUUGCACUACUUGUUCAGUCCAGAAAGAUCUGAGUGCCUACUGGACACCUCUUCUCUACUAUCAGUACAAGAAUGGCUCUUUCAUCAAUGUCCCAAAUGGAGGCACUGUGGUUUACUACCUGGGUCGAGGUGACGACCGCGCCAACAUCAUUCCUUUUCCAGAAGGAUUUCGUAUGGUCUCUGGUGACACCACAGCUCGGUCGUACGAUAGCAACACUCUCACCUACGGGACGAAGCAGAGCCCUGGACGGCCUGUUUCGGAUAGAGUCAGCUUUGUGUGCAUCGACUACGAUAAACCCCAGCAACAGACUCCUGCGUUGAACAACACAAAUUGUCCCGAUGGUCUUCGUGCUCAGAUUCAAUUCCAGAGUUGCUGGGACGGGGUUAAUCUUUACAAGCCCGAUCAGUCCCACGUGGCCUAUAUGUCACAGAUUGACAAUGGCAUUUGUCCACCUACUCAUCCAAAAGUGUUGCCUCAUCUCUUUUUCGAGAUGUACUACUUUCCUAACGACCUCGAUACGUCGGAUGGAGGUCAGUUUGUAUUUGCUAACGGUGACGCCACUGGCUAUGGUUUCCAUGGCGACUUCCUGAAUGGAUGGGAUAACCAGACCCUCAGUGAUGCUGUUACUCAGUGUAUCAAUGCAAACGAGGAUGGAGUCAUAGAGGAAUGUCCACCUCUGGCUGCUUCCAACGACGAAUACUUCGGAACAAACUGCCCUGAGCGUGCAUCACUUGUCAACGAGCAAGUUAUAGGAGUGCUACCCAAGCUUCCAGGUUGCAACAAUGUGACGCAUGGACCUGCUUCCGCUCCCCAAGGAAUAUGUCCCACACAGCCCAGCCUGAACAAUCUGACCGACACCGACGGACAGACAAGAGUUCAACCAGUUGCCAAUGUCACCACACUUACCCUCUCCAAUGGCCAGACUGCCAACUACCAAGGGUGCUAUGUCGACUCGACGGGGGGAAGAGCACUUUCCGGCGCAAGUACCUCGAAUGCAACUGGAAUGAGCACAUCUACCUGCGCUACGUAUUGUCUAAACCAGGGAUACUCCGUCUUUGGCACAGAAUAUUCCAAGGAAUGCUACUGUGGACCUUCAGUUCCUGCCACCAAAGCCAACCAGACGGACUGCGCAAUGGUUUGCUCUGGCAACUCGACCGAAUACUGCGGUGCCCCGAGCCGUUUGAGCGUCUGGACCGUUACCGGCAACUCUACUCAGCCGCCGCCUCCGGGACCCUCAGUAAGCGGCGCAACUUAUAUCAGCUGCUAUUCCGACAACGGCAAUCCGCGAACCUUAGCAACACGCACAACCAGCUCCCAGAUGACUCUCGAGCUUUGCGCACAAGCGGCUCAAAGCGGUAAUUACAAGUACUUUGGUAUCGAAUAUGCCUCAGAAUGCUGGGUCGGCAACACGCUCGCGUCCUCCGCCGCGCCAAUCGCCGAGGGCAAGUGCAGUAUGCAAUGUUCCGGCAACAGCUCCGAGGUCUGUGGAGGUCCCAACGCCUUGAGCCUGUUCCAGAACAAGAAUUUCCAGCAACCUGGGAACCAACCUACCGUGAGCAACUUCACGUUUCUGGGCUGCUACAUGGAGGGCAGUUCGGGACGUGCACUCGGCGGGUCACAGAGCUAUUCGACUUCGGACAGCGGCAUGACCGUCGAGAAGUGUGUGUCGACUUGCUCAUCCAAGGGCUACAGCUAUGCUGGCGUCGAGUACAGUAAAGAGUGCUAUUGCAACAGCAUUGGCAUCACGAAUGGCGGUGCCAUUGCGUCCAAUCCCGCGGACUGUUCCAUGAUUUGUGCGGGCAAUCAAACAGAGUACUGCGGCGGGUCAAGCAGACUUACCGUCUACACGCUCAAGCCGAAUAACUCAUCGAGUGUCGCAACGACUGGCAAACGGCACUUGCAUAGCAGAGCCUUUCUUUCAAGUUUCUUCGGAAGCGAGCAGUAA
This is a messenger RNA of Exophiala spinifera, 2157 nucleotides long. RefSeq lists its product as uncharacterized. The record is from RefSeq and is a predicted model, not a curated record. Bases 1 to 2157 code for a protein of 718 amino acids. The transcript has 3 exons. Lineage: Eukaryota; Fungi; Ascomycota; Eurotiomycetes; Chaetothyriales; Herpotrichiellaceae.